This is a messenger RNA of Ctenocephalides felis (cat flea), 1940 nucleotides long. Its product is annotated as SWI/SNF-related matrix-associated actin-dependent regulator of chromatin subfamily A-like protein 1. Gene Ontology annotation, cellular component: nuclear replication fork. NCBI's taxonomy places the organism in Eukaryota, Metazoa, Arthropoda, Insecta, Siphonaptera, Pulicidae. Gene Ontology annotation, molecular function: ATP-dependent chromatin remodeler activity; ATP binding. Bases 33 to 1901 code for a protein of 622 amino acids. Gene Ontology annotation, biological process: replication fork processing; DNA repair. The transcript has 12 exons. The record is from RefSeq and is a predicted model, not a curated record.
AUAAUUUUUCUAAUGAUUUCCAAUUACAAAUAAUGUUUAAUAAUAUUCAAAAUAAAAAACCUCUAAUUAAUCUUAAUAAAGUAAUAGCAUCAUGUACAAUGAUAUCAGACUCGAGAUUUCAGGUUAAGACCUCAAAUUUUCAUGCCAAGCUUAUAGAUGCAUUUAAAUCAAUUCAAUCGAAACAAUAUGAUCCCAAAACGAAAUGCUGGACAUUUUUAUUUGCUGAUUAUAAAAGUUUACUGACAAAGAUGAAUCUUCUACGACCGGACAUAUCAGUGGAAAGUCUACCUUUUAACAUUAUUUCUUUAUUAGAACAAAAACCUGAAGAAACCAUUCCAGUAGAUCCUACGAAAAUUGAAAAAGAUUUAUGGGAGAAGUUAUAUCCAUUCCAAAAGGAAGGUGUAAGGUUUGGAGUACAAAAAAAUGGUAGAUGUAUGAUUGCUGAUGAAAUGGGUUUAGGCAAAACUAUUCAGGCGUUAACUCUUGCCAGCUAUUAUCAAGAUGAUUGGCCUUUGUUAAUUGCAACUACAGCAUCAGUAAGGAAUACAUGGUACCAAAAAUGCUUAGAGUUUUUGCCUUCCGUUUCAAUUCACAACAUUGUUUGUAUGUCUUCAGGAAAAGAUUACAUAUAUGAUGCAAAAAUAUUGAUUGUUACACAUAGUUUGUUGGAAAAAUGCAUGGAUAGUUUGAAGAAUCGGUUUGGAGUUAUUAUUUAUGAUGAAUCACAUACACUGAAAAAUUUUAAAGCAAAAUGUACAAAUGCAGCACUUGUUUUAGCGAAAUCAGCAAAACGUGUAAUUUUAUUAACUGGAACUCCAGCUCUUUCAAGACCAAGUGAACUUUUCACACAAUUAUGUAUGUUGGAUGACAAAUUUUUUGUCAACUUUAAAGAAUAUAGUAAAAGAUACUGUGAUGGCAAGGAAACAAAUUUUGGUUGGAACAGUUCAGGAUGUUCAAAUUUACCUGAAUUAAAUAUGAUAUUGAAUAAAAAAUUUAUGAUCAGAAGAACAAAAGAACAAGUUUUGCCUGAGCUAAAUGAAAUUAAUAGAGAAGUUAUAAAAUUGGAUUCAAAAUAUAUUAUUACUAAUGAAACAGUUGAACAGGAUUUAAAUUUAUUAGCUAAACAAUUUUCAAAGCAAAAACGUGAUAAUGAACAUGCCGCUUUACUUACAUAUUUUGCAGAUACUGCAAAAUAUAAAUACAAAGCUGUUUGUGCUUAUAUAAAAGAAUUGAUUGAAGAGAAGAAAGAUGAAAAAAUAUUAGUAUUUGCACAUCAUAAAAUAAUGAUAGAAUCUUUAUGUGAUUUAUUAAAUGAUUGUAAAAUUCAUCAUAUUAAAAUUGAUGGAAACAUAAAGCCUGAAAUACGUACUAAAUUAGUGGAGAAUUUCCAAACUAAGCAAUCAUGCAGAGCAGCAGUUUUAUCAAUAACGUCAGCAAAUGCAGGAAUAACAUUAACUGCAGCUCAGCUAGUAAUAUUUGCAGAGUUGCAUUGGACGCCUAGUAUUAUGGCUCAGGCUGAAGCCAGAGCCCAUCGUAUAGGCCAGGUUGGCGAAGUUCGAGUCCAAUAUUUAAUUGCACAAGGUACAGCAGAUGAUAUAAUUUGGCCUAUGCUACAAAAUAAACAGGGAGUUUUAAAGAAAAUUGGUUUAUGCAAUGACGAUUAUGGUGAUGCUAAUACUAAAGAGGUUUUAAACAAGUUUGUUGAGAAACAAAAGGAGAGCUUUAAAAGUUAUUUUCCUCCUACUAAGAGAGUAAAUUCUGAAAUGGAAACUUCUGCAGCAAAAAAAGCUAAAAUUGAAGAAAAUGUUGAACAGGUAAAACAUGAAACGAUAACAUCUCAUGAAUUAUUAAUGGCUGAUGAUGAGGAUGAGAUGUUUAUGAAUGUAAACUUAGAUUUUUGAUACUAUAAUAAUUUAAUUUAUUGUUAAUGUGGAUAAGAA